CCCUCAUGGGAGCCGGGGAUGUGAUUGCACAGCAGCUGGUGGAGCAGCGGGGGCUGCACGGGCACCACUGCCCCCGCACCCUGAAAAUGAUGGCCAUUGGCUUCUGCUUUGUGAGCUGGAGCAGGGCCAUGUAACCAGCCCUGGAGGCCCCCAGCCCUGACCCCUGUGAGCAGUGAGGACACAUGCUGCUCCUCACCCCCUGGCUCCUGCAGGGCCCUGUUGUGGGCAGCUGGUACAGGAUCCUGGACUGGCUCAUCCCAGGGAAUACAAAAGUUGUGGCCGUGAAGAAGGUGAUCCUGGACCAGGGCGGUUUCGCUCCGUGCUUCCUUGGCUGCUUCCUGGCUGUCACAGGGGCUGUGAACGGGCUCUCGGUGCAGGAGAACUGGUCCAAGAUCCAGCAGGACUACAUGGAUGCCCUGGUGACCAAUUACUAUCUGGCCGCCCGUGCAAAUUGCGAACUUCUACUUUGUGCCUCUGCAGCACAGGCUGGCUGUUGUCCAGUGUGUUGCCAUCGUCUGGAACUGCUACCUGUCCUGGAAGGCGAAUCGGAUGUGAGGCGGGAGCCGUGUCCUGUGGCAGUGCCCAGCCUGAGCCCUGGCAGUGGCAGCGUGGCGUGGGCAGGCUGGGACACGCAGGGUCCUGCAGCAGCCACCCCCCUCUUCCCCCAGGGGAGCACCAUUCCCCAUGGCCACAGCUGCCCCAGGGACAGGAUGGUGCCAGGGCACGCCCGGAUCUGUUCUAACUGGGCUGUGCAGCAGCUCUGCCCACGAUGAUCUUCUCCAUCUGUGCUCAGCCAUUUCCCAGCCCUGCACACAGGGUGCUCCUGCCCCGAGUGUCACUUGGACCUUCCCCAUGGCACAUGCUGAGGGAAAAGAGGAGUGGAAAUGGAGCAGGGCUAGCCCUGGGCUGGCUGUGCCACGGGCACAGAGCUGGGCGUGCUCCCCCUGAAAACAGGGUUUGCUGUGGCUCUGCUGUGGACAGUCAAAGCAUCAAUAAACUGUGGUCUUCA
Messenger RNA from Haemorhous mexicanus (house finch), 1009 nucleotides. It is a transcript of the gene MPV17, whose product is annotated as mitochondrial inner membrane protein MPV17. The coding region runs from base 183 to 773 and encodes 196 amino acids. The record is from RefSeq and is a predicted model, not a curated record. Gene Ontology annotation, cellular component: membrane; cytoplasm. Lineage: Eukaryota; Metazoa; Chordata; Aves; Passeriformes; Fringillidae. The transcript has 6 exons.